This is a messenger RNA of Salvelinus namaycush (lake trout), 1716 nucleotides long. It is a transcript of the gene unc5b, whose product is annotated as unc-5 netrin receptor B. The transcript has 11 exons. The record is from RefSeq and is a predicted model, not a curated record. NCBI's taxonomy places the organism in Eukaryota, Metazoa, Chordata, Actinopteri, Salmoniformes, Salmonidae. Gene Ontology annotation, cellular component: membrane. Gene Ontology annotation, molecular function: netrin receptor activity; protein binding. Gene Ontology annotation, biological process: anterior/posterior axon guidance; netrin-activated signaling pathway. Bases 1 to 1716 code for a protein of 571 amino acids.
AUGGGUGUAACAGUGUACGCUGGCCUGGUGGGGGCGCUGUUACUGUGUGUGGUGCUGGUGCUGUGUGUGGGGGUGUUGGCAUACCGACGCAACUGUCGCCAUCUCCACGGCGAUAUCACUGACUCCUCCUCCGCCCUCACCACAGCCUUCCAGCCCGGCAACUACAAACCACCCAGACAGGACAACCCUCACCUCCUCCACCCCUCUGCGCCCCCGGACCUGACAGCCACAGCGUGUACCUUCAGGGAUCCUCUCUUCUCCCUGCAGCAGGGUGCCAACGAUGGUCACCACAAGAUCCCCAUGACAACGUCUCCCCUGCUGGACCCCCUGCCCAGCCUCAAGAUCAAGGUGUACAACUCAUCUAACCUGUCAUCCCUGGAGUUACCAGCAGAGGGCCACAGCGACCCUGAGAUCCUCAGCCUGAAACAUGUUGGCAUGGGGGUCACCAUGGUACGGGACAGAGACGGGCAUCAUACACUGUCCAGAGAGCCUGGCCACAGCACCUCCGUUACCCUGGGCAACCUGGGGGGACGCCUUACCAUCCCCUCUCCAGGUGUGAGUCUGUUGGUUCCAUCAGGUACUAUUCCUCAGGGGAAGUUCUAUGAGAUCUACCUCACCAUCAACAAGUGGGAGAAAACCACGUUGCCGUCGGAGGGCAGUCAGACAGUGCUGAGCCCGGUGGUGAGCUGUGGUCCAUCAGGCAUGCUACUGAGUCGACCUGUGGUCCUCACUCUGCCACACUGUGCCCAGCUAGAUACCCCAACACCAGACUGGACCCUCACCCUCAAGACACAGACACACCAAGGGGCAUGGGAGGAGGUGCUGACGGUGGGAGAGGAGAGUCUAUCGUCCCCCUGCUACCUCCAGCUAGAGGAGUCUAACUGCCACGUGGUGAUGGAGCAGUUGGGGACCUACGGUCUAGUGGGCCAGUCCUGCCCUCCCCAGCCCGCCUGUAAGAGGCUACAGCUGGCCCUGUUCGCCCCCAGAGCCCCCUGUCUCUCCCUGGAUUACAUCCUGAGGAUUUACUGCACACAGGACACACCACACGCCCUGAAGGAGGUGUUGGAGUUGGAGAGGAGUCUAGGGGGGGUGUUGCUGGAGGACCCUAAACCCCUGCUGUUUAAAGAUAGCUACCACAACUUGCGUCUGUCCAUCCAUGACAUCCCUCACUCGCAAUGGAGAAGCAAACUACUGGCCAAGUACCAGGAGAUUCCAUUCUACCACAUCUGGAGUGGUGGUCAGAGACCCCUUCACUGUACCUUCAACCUAGAGAGAGGCAGCCUGGCCGUGUCUCAGCUCACCUGUAAGAUCUGCGUCAGACAGGUGGAAGGAGAGGGACAGAUCUUCCAACUGCACACAGACAUACAGGAGAGCCUCCCGCCCUGCUUCCCCCUCCCCUCCGUGGGUACCUGCCUGCCCUCCUCCCAGGCGGGACCCUAUGCCUUCCGUCUGCCCACCUCCAUACGACAGAAGAUCUGUGCCAGUCUGGAUGCCCCCAGCGCCCGCGGCUGUGACUGGAGACUACUGGCACACAGCCUGGGCUUCGACAGGUAUCUAAACUACUUUGCAACAAAGCCCAGCCCCACAGCUGUUCUGUUGGACCUAUGGGAGGCCUGUCACCAAGGCGAUGCGGACCUGGUGUCCCUGGCGACAGCACUCGAGGAGAUGGGCAAAAGUGAGGUCCUGGUUGUCAUGGCGACAGACGGCGAUUGCUGA